CUUUGAAACCUUUUCUCCCUUUAUCUCGCCCUGGCUCCGAGAAGAUGGUAGAAUCCACUUCCGUAUUUUAUUCUCAGGGAAAUCUCGCGAUGGAGGGAGGAGAAGGUGCACCCCGAGACGGGUACGGGGGAUCAAGGCAGCCUGCACCGGAUCUCCCCGCGAGGUCGGAGGCUGGCGGCUCCCAGCGGACCAGCUGGGGGCUCCUGCUCACGGGCGUCGCCGGCGGGGCGCUGGUGGCCCUAUACGCCGUGGCCACGCCGUUCCUCACCCCCGCCCUCCGCAAGGUCUGUUUGCCUUUCGUACCAGCGACUGCCAAGCAGAUCGAAAACGUGGUGAAGAUGCUGCGGCGUAGGCGAGGGUCCCUGGUGGACGUGGGCAGCGGCGACGGGCGCGUGGUGAUAGCCGCUGCAAAGGAAGGAUUCACAGCGGUGGGUUAUGAGCUGAAUCCCUGGCUGGUUUGGUACUCCCGGUACCGGGCUUGGAGAGAAGGCGUGCGUGGCUCAACCUCAUUUUAUAUUUCUGAUUUGUGGAAGGUCUCCUUCUCCCAGUACUCAAACGUCGUGGUCUUCGGGGUGCCUCAGAUGAUGCCACAGCUGGAGAAGAAACUGGAACUUGAACUCCAGGACGACGCGCGCGUCAUCGCAUGCCGCUUCCCGUUCCCGCACUGGACCCCAGCACACGUCACCGGGCACGGGGUGGACACCGUGUGGGCUUACGACGUGAGCGCUUUCAGGUCAAGGGAGAAGCGGCCCUGAAAGCAGCAUCUUCAGUUGGUUGUGCAGAUGUGGUGGUGUGGGUUGGAAAUGACUGUUGCUUUCCUUCGCUUUUGGAGGAAACAAACAGAGAUUAAGAAAAACAGGCAGAUUUAAAGUCCACUUUUAAUGGAAUAUCCAAAAAAAAGGGCAUGCACAUCCGAUGCACUAGGAUGUGUGGAAAUGUGAGUGAGUCCUGGUGGUGGUCAGGGGCUGGGAGGACAUCCACGGCUUUGGACACUGUAAACUGUGGCCCAUGCCACAGCUGACAAGACAGUUUAUAAAGAGAGCUCGGAUUGGUGAAUGACCACAGACUCCUAUAACUUUAUUCACACUUAAGAUUUAUCGCUUCUGUACUUCAUGGAAAAAUUAAUUUUCUAGAGGAUUUAGAGAAGUGUUUGUAUGUAUAACGUUCAUUAGAAAUCAUUUGCUCCAAGAUAGUAGAUUGUUGUGUGUUAUUGAGUCUAACAUGUAUAUUUGUGUGUGUGUAUGUGUGUGCAAAUGUGUGUGUAUAAACAUGAAUUUUAACACAUCUGGGGUUGUGACAUACUGUCUCACUUACUUUUCUCUCAUUGCUUAGACAAAAUACAUAAUGCCCAAAAUGAAGGGAGGAAAGGUUUGUUUAGCUUACACUGUUGGAGGUUUCAGUCCACACUCAGCUGCCUCCAAGGCAGAGUGACGUAGCUGAGGGGCAGCUGUUCAUGGCAGCACAAAUGGCAGGAGUCAAAGCGCAAAGGAGGAGAAAGCAGGCCUCCUUCCCUCCCUUACACUGUGUGCCGGCUCUGCCCUGGGCAGGGGCAGCACUCUCACCACCAAUCCCAGUGCUGGACAAUAGGCCAAUCACAUCGCUAGACUGAGCCGCCUCCAUGACUGCAUGAGCUUGGGAAGCCACUUAGACUCAACCAUAACAGAUACCUUCGAUUGAAGGCAUUUCGUGGCUUUGACUGGCAGUGCCGUACAUCUUGGUGCAGUUCUAUGUGAAGUACAAUAGACGAUGAAAUACAGUAUUCAGAGAGGCAUCAUGGUACGAUGGAGCAACUGGUAAUGACUAGGGAGUAAAGCAAGCAAAGUGUGGAAGCACAUGUGUGUAAUCCCAUUUUGGAGGCUGAGGCAGGAGAGUCACAAGCUUGAGUCCAGCCUGGCAACUUAGGGGAUGGAGGAGGAGCUUGCCUGGGUCUUGGGUUCAAACCCUAGUACUCUUCCGAAAGAAAGAAAGCAUAAAAUAAAUGAACGUGAGCUUUAUUUGAACCCACAUAGGUACAGCUUCAUCAGCAGCAGGAGCCUCGGACAGUGGCUUCUCUCUCUGAAUCUCAACUUCUGAGCAUCCUGUGCUGGAACAGUGAAACACUGCUCGGGAACUGGGGACCACUUGGUGAAGCUCACAGCACAUUGUCUGUGCUUUGGUGUGUAAAAAUGGCAUUUAUUAUUUUAGACACUAAGGAAAACUUAAGGAUGUUGGAAGUGGCAGAUUAUUUCUGCUAGAUGCCUCUUCAUUUUAUGAGAGUAACCAUUUAAUAUUCUCCUUUAUGAGAAGAGAAUUGAUGGGUUUAGAAUAAAGAGGAGGGAACCCUUUGUAUAUGAGGAGAAAAACUUUAUACAGCUAAAAAAUGAACAUGGCGUGGUGGCUCAGAUGAUCUUUACUUAGGAAAGAAUGGAACUCCUGCUCAUUAUAACCUGAAUACCAAGCUGGUUUAAUGGAGACUCAAUAAAAACAGGUGGUCGAGUCUUUGAACUGGUAAGAACAUGAUCAAUUUGAUGGUUUUUAUCCGUGUGAGACCACUCAGUCCUUCAUCCGUCCCACUCACUGUUCUGAGUAUCCACCCUGUAACAAGCCUUGUCAUCCCACAGUGAAUGGACAUGCUGGCCACUGGCCUCAUGGAAUCCCUGUUCUAAAAGGGAAAAAAAUAAGCAAGUUUCUACGUAUGAAGUUCUCUGAAAGAAGUUGCAGUUCCGUGGAUCAGCUGUGUUGUUUUGGAUGUUUGUUGUGUGGUUGGCUGUUACUGUCCACCUCUUCCCCAAUGGCCGCAGUAUCCCACAAAAAAUGAGUCCUCCCCCAUGGUGGGAGGAUAGUUCUGAAUGUCUGUCUCUCCUUGUCAUCCUUCACUCUAGCCAGUCCUGUAGGUUUCCUGGGCACACUUAGAGAAAGCCCCAUAGUUGUCUCCUGCAUGCAAGUGUGGUGGGUAGAGCCUAGGUUUUGUGGAGCACUGGAGAUUUCAGGUUUUCCAGAAGUUUCUCUGGUGGGUUUGUAGAGACCUACAGCUUUGUGCAGUCAUUAAUAACUUGCUGUCUUUUGAGUCUCUCCUUUAGCUUUCCAAGAACUAGGAGUUGCUUUGUCCUACAACCUCAGAGUAAGAUUGUAGAGGUGUUGUGAUUCACAGACUCUGUGGGAUCUGGAAUUGCUUUGUAAAAUUGUGGUUCGUAAAUUAAUGUGUGCAAUAAAGGUGUUUCCCUCUGG
Molecule: messenger RNA, 3207 nt
Organism: Cavia porcellus (domestic guinea pig)
Lineage: Eukaryota; Metazoa; Chordata; Mammalia; Rodentia; Caviidae
Gene: Atpsckmt
Product: ATP synthase c subunit lysine N-methyltransferase
Exons: 5
Coding region: 45-755 (236 amino acids)
Biological process (GO): peptidyl-lysine trimethylation; regulation of mitochondrial ATP synthesis coupled proton transport; positive regulation of proton-transporting ATP synthase activity, rotational mechanism
Cellular component (GO): mitochondrion
Molecular function (GO): protein-lysine N-methyltransferase activity
Source: RefSeq, a predicted model, not a curated record